AUGCAUUCCACUCAUUCGACAAAUUCUGAUAGAAGACCGUCUGUACACGCUACAGGUGAUUUGACGUUCAUCGAACAACACUCAGUAAAUUCUUUACUCUCGUUACCAAUCACACAUACCAUAUAUUCAAUUUGUGAGAGUCAAAUUUAUAAUCAAUCCAAUGGUGAAAUGAGAAUAGAUGACAUAAUAAUGGAUUAUGAUUCUUCUCAUGAAGCCGAAUCUGGAUAUGAAGAAGAGAAUAACGAGAACUACGAUAAUUACAAGUCAUGUGAAACUAGCGAGACAAACGAUCCUGACUUUGCCAAAUUUGUUAGCGAUUUUUGUCAAAUUGAAUCCCAAGGUUUUGGUUUAAUACCUAGUUUAAGGAAUACUUAUUAUUAUAAUUGUUUGAAUGCUUGCGCGGUAUCUCAUUAUAAUAAUCAUAUGGAACCUAGUUCACAAAUAAUUGGUUCCACUAUUCAUUCAUGGAUUAUGAAAAAGUUAUUAAAUAAGGGUAAUAAGAGUGAAAUUAUCCCUAUUUUAGAAGAACCACUUUGGGCCUUAGCUGAUGGUAUAAUGACCCAAUUAAGAAAGAUAGAUUCAAGUGCUUUUCACGGCCUUUCGAGAGUGUUGAUAAGUGUUCGAGCAGGACACGUUUAUUUACUCCACAUGAUAGGAGAUGAAAUUAUAAUGCCAUCACAUGACAAAAAUUUCCUCCAACAGUUUCCCUUAUUCGUGGACAUCGCUAUCAAAGUACAAAAUGAGAACCCUCACGUGGCGCGUCGCAACUCGUGUCAGGUUUUUGUGGCAGUUGAACAUGCAAAAUUUAAGGGACAGAAUUACGGCUGCACCAGCAACACACCAUAUAAGACUCCCGACAAUAGCAGACGGCAACAUUUUUUAUCGUUUAACACCCGUAUGAUCAAUACUCCUUCUGUAGAAGGGCAGUGA
Molecule: messenger RNA, 930 nt
Organism: Cetraspora pellucida
Lineage: Eukaryota; Fungi; Glomeromycota; Glomeromycetes; Diversisporales; Gigasporaceae
Source: the annotation of a GenBank genome assembly